AUGCGGCGAACUAGUGAAGCUCUCCGCCUGGCUGUAUUUGCUGCCUUCAGUUGUGGCCUCCUCCGGCCCGGUCUCGUUUUGGGUCAAGAGACCGAUAUCAUCUCAUCUCCGGCAACAAGCACAGCCAAUGCCCCCAGUCGUAUCGACUUCUCCUCGGCGGUGCAUUUGGCGUCCUCCAUUUCAUGGAGCUUGCAUCAGCUUUCAACUAUUCCGGCACUCCCCUUGCCAACUAACAUCAGUGCUGUCCCUGAGUAUGAGAUCGUCAGUAGACUUGCUCCUGCCCUGCCGCCUGUACAAGCCGGGGUUAGCUUUGGCCCAGUCAAUGACAUGAUUGCCGGCAUGAUCGCCUCAACAAAUGUGUCCAGCCCAGGCCUAAUCUGGCAGUUCUUCAACCAGAAUGGUAUCGACGUUGAAAUGGUUGGACCCUAUAAAGGCACGGUACCGCCGGAUCCACCGACAGCACCCUCCCCUCCAGCUCUCUAUGGAAAACCAGUUCCUUUUAGUGCACCUAAAACAUCCGGUGGCUAUGCUGCAGACGUAGACGAAGCAUUCUUGUCAAACUGCAACCACUUUUCUGCAUGGCCUGUUGCGGUCGACAAAGGAUUAAUCGAGAGUGUUCUUCAGUCAACACCCGCAGAUCUCAUUCUCUUUAUGCUCGGCUUUAAUGACAUGGGCUGGUUCUACAGCGACGCUGCCGGCACACUGGAUAGUGUCGAUGCAUUUGUCACUAACGCCCGAGCUUCGAAUCCUAACGUCAAGAUUGCCAUGGCUGACGUUCCUCAGAGGAGUUUCAUUCAGGGUCGCAAUGACCUCGUGAAGAACACAGAGAUAUACAACAAGCUGCUUCCAGAUUAUAUAUCUAAGUGGUCCACUAAGCAAUCCCCAAUUCAUUUAGUACCACUUGCGGAGAACUAUGACUGUCAACCCAGUGGCUGCCCUGCAGGUACUGAUGGCUUGCACCCCAAUGCUGAGGGCGAGUUCCAGAUCGCUAGCAUUUUCUCCAAAACGUUAGUGAAGGAUUUCAAUCUUGGCAAGGAUCCUGUUCAGGUUCCUGGCCAGGGCGACUCAGCUUUGGCCCGAGCCUUACCGCAACCAUCCAACUUCCGUGUCUUUUCUUCUCCCCAGGGUGUCACCGCCACCUGGGAUCCAGGCAAUUACGAUGUUACAGUUUCCAUUAAUGGUGGCGCCAACACAUACUCUCCAACAACCACCCUAUCCAACAGAUGGGACUCGCAGUGGCCGCUUGAAGGCUGGACAUACACCGUUUCUGUGCGAGCUCGCUACGGGGACUACUCCGUAGGCCCGUAUACUUCAAAGCUAUCGGCGAAGGCCACUCCGAAACUUUCCGAUCCGCCGCAGAACGUCAAAGUAGAGCCUGGUGAUGAUGGGUUCACUGUAACAUGGGAUCCUCCAACUGGAUCAAAUACUGACUCGAUUGUCGAAUACAACAUCUUGUAUUGGGAUUGGAGCCCAGACGACUGCGAGAUAAUUACCGGUGCAGCUUUCACGAGCUCACCUGCAGUUAUCAAGGGGCUUACUCCUGGUCGGAACUAUCUGAUCGCCCCCGUGACUUGGAACGAAAACGGCCAAGGUCUACCCUUUUUCGCCAACAACGUUGUGCCAGGUGCUGGAACACCACCGGUUCCUUCUGAUCUCAAGAUUCUGUCUACAGACCCCACCACUGUUCACAUUACUUGGACCGGGUCCGACUCCGCUGGAGGUUAUCAUGUCUGGAACCGGAACGUCAACGAAAAAGAUAGCAAGUUUGCAAUCGUUGCCAACGUUACCGGUUCGACCUGUCUUGACGACUUUCUACUCUUCCCGGGCACAUGGAACUAUGAGUGGUGUGUUUCUGCUUACAACGGAAAUGAGGAAUCACAACAAGGGCCAGCCAAGCUCGCACCAUCUGUUGCUUCAGGCGAUAAAGAUAGUCCUGGUCCAACGUGUCCUGCGGCGGCAGCUUGGUGUCCUGGUGGAGGCGGCGUCUCGGUUCCGCCUGGCCAGAGUGGCACACUUCCGCCCACAACAGUUAUCCAGACCGUCACCACCAACGGCAUGACGCUCACUAUCACCUCUUUACCAACUUCCACAGACGACGAUGUGACUUCAACAAUGACAACAGUUCCGCCUGGGGUCUCCCUUGAAGAUUUCACUGAUUUUCCAGUCACUACUAACAUCUGGAUCACAACAACCGGAAGCGACUCAUCGACAACAGUCGUACCUGUCAUUUUGCCUUGUCCCACCUGUGAGCCAGUGGUAGUCUGGGACACACCCGAGAUUCCACGGGUGAAGUUCAGGUGGCCCAAGUUUCCGGAAUUGCCUACCUUCCAUUUGCCAUGCGUCAAGGUCUUUGGUGUCAAGGUUGCGGGCCAGUGUCCCAAGCCUGAAGGGCCGGCGCCUGUAAACGAUGAUCCUCCUCCACACCCAAGACCCUCCGGUAACCCCCCUGAUACCGAGGCAGAUCCUUGUGAUUUUGACUCCAGUUCCGGUAUGUGCGAUAACGGGAACUAUCCUGUCUAUGAUGCAAGCUCAAAUACAAUCAACUGUGAUGUUCCAAGCGAUGAAAUUGGCUCCAAGAUCACUUCUUGCCAACGGAAGAUUGACAGCAAGAUGGAUGCAGUCAAGAGGUACUUGAAGGGCGAGACGUCGUGUUGUCCGAUAUCUUCCAAAGCCAAGCGUCAAGACUCGGAGGGGUAUUUCCCAUCCUUAAUCAACCGAGGCCUAGAUUCAUUAGGCUUCAGACGGGACAGACGUGGAAGUGACUUCUGUCCCGCCAAAAAUGAAGACCCUAGGAAACCAGAUGAAGGCAAAUGCCUCGCUACUUAUACAUGUCCGCAUGAUAUCUAUCCGAACGUCUGCGGCAAUGCGAAAUCAGCCAUUGAAGUUCGGGGGGCGACAUCUAUUCUGACCCAUGCAAAGGGAUCGAAGGUCCAUAUCACAAAGCGCUGGUACAAAGGUCAUUACACUGCUAAGAGCAAAGAUAGGCCAAAAGGCGGUUGGAAGCUCCAGGGAUGCGAAGUGGAAGAAUACCCUUUUGGUUCUGGUAAUCCCGAUCGCUCAAAAGACGCUGAAGCCGUACUUCGGCUGAUCCCUGGUGGCCCUUGGAAUGAGAAGUUGGAAAAUCAGCUCGCCGGUGAUCAUCUGAGACAAUGGCUCGAGUCAGUGGCGAAGAAGUACAACACUUUCCAGGAGAAAGAGACAGGGACAAACCCAAAGAUCGAUACUGAUGGCAUCGUGUAUUGCGUUGAGUUCGAUCCCAGCUUUACCAAGUACCUGCCGGAAGACUUGGUGGAUGAAAACUUCUGUGCCGCCAGGUACGGGCCAGAGUUCACCUUGGUCAAUAACCUCGUGGUCAACAAAGUCCGCACAUGGGAUCCGUGGUUCGACGUGCCUGACACCGACCGCAAGAAACCGGAGCUCAUGUACUACCUCGACUCUAAGGACAAGAUGGUGAAGAACCCUACAGACGAUGAUUAUGCAGUCUACGCGCUCGUACCUCCAACAUAUUGCCGUUAUCCUUCACCAGGAAAGUAUGACUGGGACCAGGGUACAAAUUCAUGGAAUUUGGACUCUGAUUAUCAAGCCCUAGGCAGACAGGAUAACAUCGUGGCAAAUCAGAGGUGUACUGACCCGCCAGCCAAUACUGCUGACGACGAUGGAGCUCUUGUAAAGCGCAACGACAGUCAUAUUCAGGCCAGAGCAAAUAUUCAAGAACGGACGCAUGCUCGGGACUUGGCUGGCAGACAAGGUUCGUCCGGAGGCUUCCUAGAUGCGAAUGUCUACAAAUGGUUGGGCUGUAGUCAAGAUGGUGACGACGGGGAGGAGGAUGACGCAGACGGCGACCCUUGCGAUGACGACAGCAACCCUUGUGGAGAUGAUGAUGUGGAUUUCCCCGAUGAUGCAGACCCAAGCCUCGAUCCUCUUCCCGCCUCGGGCGUCACCACCCGCCCCGUCACGCUGCAGCCUCAUCGCACAACAACGGCUCCAUCGUAUGUCUCUUGCAGCACGCACAACGCUGACCCUGACGGGGGUAUAGCCAGAGGCUACUGCGUCUGCUCAGGCUCAACCUUUGCACUCUCAACUGAUAGCAAUGUCACGCCUGCUAACAGAUGUGCCUACACGUCACCUCUGCCCAAGACGACAAUCUCGGUCUCCCAGCUCCCCACCGGCCCUACUGAUUCAACUCCAUCCCCAUCGCCAUCGCCUUACGUCCUGGUUAUUUACACUAGAGAGAUCGAGGUCGCAGGACACGGAGGCGUGACCGAUACGUGGUGGUGGGACUGCAGGCCUUUCAACAAGGGCGACCAGCCAGAUAUUGAUGUCUGUGCCAUCAAGGAUAACCCAAUAGCUUAUAGUACCGCCGUUGGGCGAGCUUCACCAGCGCUGUAUCCGACGUCGUUGGCUACCUUUAGCCUCCACGGCCAUGCGUCUUGCUCUUACCAGGGACCAAACACGGCGACGGUUGGCAGCGUGGUAUGUGAUGAUGGACUCACCGCAAAGUGCACAGCUGCGCCCAAAGCUUCGCAAACUACUUUCGUUGAUUGCACUGAUGGGGACGAGGUCCAAAAUGGCCUUGCCAGAGAUUUGUAA
This is a messenger RNA of Fusarium subglutinans, 4590 nucleotides long. RefSeq names its product carbohydrate esterase family 3. The transcript has 10 exons. The record is from RefSeq and is a predicted model, not a curated record. The coding region runs from base 1 to 4590 and encodes 1529 amino acids. Lineage: Eukaryota; Fungi; Ascomycota; Sordariomycetes; Hypocreales; Nectriaceae. Gene Ontology annotation, molecular function: protein binding.